AACCCGCCGGAAAAACUUGUCACACACACCAAGGUGCCGAGGAAAACCCUUUUCUCAGACCUUCUCAUGGGAAAUUUCUCCAGCAUCCCUUGGCAAAGUGGUGGUUUCUACAAGGGCGCCCCAUCAGUAAUUUUCUCAGCGGAGGAAGAGUGCAAGCUCGCUGGAAACUUUCAGUUUACAGUGGUGGGAAGAGGUUCUAAGCAUAUUUCCAUUAGGGAAGCUGAAGACUGCCUUAUUAAAGGUGGUUAUAAGGAGUUCAAACUCCAACUCUUGUCACCCAAGGAGAUUAUUUUCAUCUUCAAGCAUGAGGAAGAUUAUUUACGUUGGUUUCACAGGAGACGCUGGACCAUUAAGGGAAACCUUAUCAACCUCACCAAGUGGACCCCUGAGCACUCCUCCUCAAAAGAUUGUCCAAUUAUUCCACUCUGGGUUGAGGUAAGCAAGCUCCCACUUCAUCUUCACGAUCAUAAUGUUCUAUAUUCUAUUGCUUCCUCCCUGGGGAAACCCUUAGAGCUGGACUCAAACUCGGUCAUUGGAGUUUUCCCUGAUCGUACAAGGUUCUGUGUUGAAAUGGAUGUUUCUAUCUCCAAGGCCCCUAAAAUCCAUGUUCGUUUAGGUGCUAAGGAUCUUUGGCUUCCUUGUUCAUACGAAAACCACACACCAUAUUGCUCAUCUUGUUCUAGAUUUGGACAUGCACCAAAAGAUUGCCGGAUUAAAGGGCCGGAAAACCUCACUGUCGCUGCUCCGUCCAAGGUGGUGGAAGAUAGCCCUUUCCCUGACCUCUCAUACCUAAAAGUGGAUAACUUCAUUGGCUGUAUGGAUAUUGUUCCCUUCGUUCCCCUUUCGCACAACCAUUUUGACGAUGAAAAACCCUUAGUUACUCUCCCAGGUCGCAAGGAUGAUUGUUGGAUUCACCCCAAUAUGGUCUGUGGAUUGGAAGGGCAUGAAAAGGAUGCUCAGGAAGGAGCUGAAACCCCUAUCUACUGUCACUCUGAGGGGGAAGAAGGUGCAAAACCUUUCAUCAAUGAGCCAAAAGGUUCUUUAUUCACAUUGUCAGGAGUUCGAAGUCAGGGCAGGACCUGGCACAAACUUGAUAGAGUCCUACUCAAUCUGGACACCAUGGCUUCUUUUGAGGAUUUGGCCCUCACUCACUUGCCUAGAGCAAACUCUGAUCAUAAACCCUUACUGCUUUUCUGCUUGGACACACCCCCUUAUGGUGCAAAACCAUUCAAAUUUCUUAACGCCUGGACGCAGCAUGAUUCCUUCCUUGCCACUAUCCAAGCUUCUUGGAGCAGCACUCCCACUAUUGGAGGUAUGAGAGGUCUGGUUUUGAAACUGAAAACCCUUAAACUGGCCCUUAAGGAUUGGAACUCGUCCCAUUUUGGCAAUAUCUUCCUUAAACUCAAAGAAGCAGAGGAAAUUGCAUCCAAAGCCCAGGAAACCUAUGAGCUAGACCCUUCUGACCUCAACUGUGAAGGGGCCCAACUUGCAAAUGCUCAACUUGUUCAAGCCGUCAACAGAGAGGUGUCUUAUUGGAAACAAAAAGAAAAUGUAAAAUGGUUGGAGAAGGGAGACACCAAUUCUAAAGUCUUUCAAGCUUUUGUUAGGGGGAAGAGACAAAGGCUGAAUAUCAAUCAUAUCAUUUCUUCUGAGGGCAGAGGUCUUUCUUUUCAAGAUUAUAUCAAACAAGAAUACAUCUCUCACUUUCAAAAGGCUUUUAAAUCCACUCCCUGUGGUAAUAUGGAGCCUAUUCUCUCUACUAUACAUGCAGUCAUCACACAAGAAGACAAUGCAUUCCUAACUUCCAUUCCUUGUAUGGAGGAGGAGUUUUUCCUUGGGCUCCCUAUUACUAAAGGUUAUGGCAGUACCUUUAUCUCUCUUAUCCCCAAGAAGGAAAACCCUAAAACCUUUGAUGAUUUCAGGCCCAUAUCUCUCUCAACGUUCAUGAGUAAAAUUAACACCAAGCUUCUUGCAAAUAGGCUUAAAACGUUGUUGCCAAAAAUAAUCUCUGAAGAGCAGGCAGCUUUUCAAAAAGGAAAAUCUUGUGAUGAUCACAUCCUUCUGGCAAAGGAAGCGAUCCAUCAUCUGGACAAAAAGACUUUUGGGGGGAAUGUCAUCAUCAAGGUUGACAUGGCUAAAGCUUUUGACAGGAUGGAAUGGAGCUACAUUGAACAUAUCCUAAAGGGCUUUGGUUUCUCUGAUGGAGCCAUCAACAUUCUCAUGGCAAACCUUAAAAACACUUUCCUUAGUAUCCUCCUUAAUGGUGCACCAACUGGUUUCUUCAAGAUGGAAAGGGGGGUGAAACAGGGCGACCCCCUUUCACCUCUAUUGUUUAUUAUUGGGGGGGAGGGUUUAUGCAGAAUGAUUAACAAACAUAUGUCUUCACAUUUUAUCAACAGGUUCAAUGUGGGCAGCAUACAGAUGGUGAGUCAACUCAUCUAUGCAGAUGAUCUCAUCAUCUUUUCAAAAGGAGACAUUAGAAAUUUGCUGAAAAUCAAAGCCAUUCUAAGGGAAUACUUCACAGCCUCUGGCCAGGAUAUGAACAACAACAAGAGCAGAUUUUACACCAGUUAACACAUAAACCCUGUCCAGAUUCAUAAAAUGGAGGAGGCUCU
Messenger RNA from Cuscuta campestris, 2615 nucleotides. The record is from the annotation of a GenBank genome assembly. Lineage: Eukaryota; Viridiplantae; Streptophyta; Magnoliopsida; Solanales; Convolvulaceae.